Messenger RNA from Cololabis saira (Pacific saury), 2745 nucleotides. RefSeq names its product E3 ubiquitin/ISG15 ligase TRIM25-like. The transcript has a single exon. Bases 148 to 1926 code for a protein of 592 amino acids. Gene Ontology annotation, molecular function: protein binding; zinc ion binding. The record is from RefSeq and is a predicted model, not a curated record. Lineage: Eukaryota; Metazoa; Chordata; Actinopteri; Beloniformes; Belonidae.
GCAGCUAUAAGAUGGGUCUGAACAACAACAGCUGAACACAGAGCUGACAGCCUUCGUUCUCUGCACACCUGAUUUGUAGAUCAGAGCUCAGAAGAGUUUCAUCUUGAGGAAGUAAAACUGUCUCAGUCUCAGUUACCGAGAGGAGAAAUGGCGCAGAAAGGAGAUCAGCUGGACCAGGAAACCUUUUCUUGUUCCAUCUGUUUGGAGGUUUUAAAGGAUCCAGUGACUAUUCCCUGUGGACACAGUUACUGUAUGAACUGUAUUAAAACCUACUGGGAUGAAGGAGAGAAGAAACUCCCCAGCUGUCCUCAGUGUAGAGUGUCAUUUAUCCCGAGGCCUGCGCUGGUGAAAAACACCAUGUUAGCAGCUUUAGUGGAGCAGCUGAAGAAGACUGGACUCCAAGCUGCUCCUGCUGAUCACUGCUAUGCUGGACCUGGAGAUGUGGCCUGUGAUUUCUGCUCUGGGAGAAAACUGAAAGCUGUCAAGUCCUGUUUGGUCUGUCUGGCCUCUUACUGCCAGAAACACCUUCAACCUCACCGUAAUUCAUCUACAUUCAAGACACACCAGCUGGUGGAUCCCUCCAAGAACUUGCAGGACAACAUCUGCCCCCGUCACGGUGAGGUGAGGAAGAUGUUCUGUCGUACUGAUCAGAAGUGUAUCUGUUAUCUCUGCUCUGUGGAUGAACAUAAAGGCCACGACACGGUCUCAGCUGCAGCAGAAAGGACGGAGAGGCAGAGAGAGAUGGAGGUGAGUCGACAACAAAUCCAGCAGCAGAUCCAGGACAGAGAGAAAGAUGUGAAGCUGCUUCAGCAGGAGGUGGAGGCCAUCAAUCGGUCUGCUGAUAAAACAGUGGAGGACAAUGAGGAGAUGUUCACUGAGCUGAUCUGUCUCCUCCAGAAAAGAAGCUCUGAGGUGAAGCAGCAGAUCAGAUCCCAGCAGGAAACUGAAGUGAGGAGAGUCAGAGAGCUGGAGGAGAAGCUGCAGCAGGAGAUCAGUGACCUGAAGAGGAGAGAUGCUGAGAUGAAGCAGCUCUCAGACACUGAGGACCACAACCAGUUCCUCCACAGCUGCCCCUCACUGUCACCACUCAGUGAGUCCACACACUCCUCCGGCAUCAGCAUCCGUCCUCUCACACACUCCUCCAGCAUCAGCAUCCGUCCUCUCAGCUACUUUCAGGAUGUGGCAGCAGCUGUGUCAGAGGUCAGAGGUCGACUACAGGACAUCCUGAGAGACACGUGGACAAACGUCUCACUGGCCGUCGCUGACGUGGAUGUUUUACUGUCACAACCAGAACCAGGACCAGAACCAGAACCAGAACCAGAACCAGAACCAGAACCAGAACCAGAACCACAACCACAACCAGAACCAGAACCAGAACCAACGAGCAGAGCUGGAUUCCUGAAGUAUUCAUGUGAAAUCACUCUGGAUCCAAACACAGUAAACACACAGCUGUUACUGUCAGAGCAGAACAGAGAGGUGACGGUUAUGAACAAACAUCAGUCUUAUACUGAUCAUCCAGACCGAUUCACUGGUUAUUUUCAGGUUCUGAGUAGAGAAAGUCUGACUGGACGUCGGUACUGGGAGGUGGAGACAGCAGGUGGAGUUAGUGUAGCAGUUUCAUACAAGAAUAUCAGCAGAUCAGGGAAUGAAAGUUUAUUUGGAUAUAAUGACAAAUCUUGGUCACUAUAUUGUUCCUCAGGCAGUUAUGUAUUCAGGUACAACAACAUCCAAACCUCCAUCCCAGGUCCUCUGAGCUCCAGAAUAGGAGUUUACCUGGAUCACAGAGCAGGAAUUCUGUCCUUCUACAGCGUCUCUGGAACCAUGACCCUCCUCCACAGAGUCCAGACCUCCUUCACUCAGCCGCUCCACGCUGGAGUCAGGAUUAACUAUAGUGGAGACUCAGCUGAGUUCUGUGAACUCAAAUAGACUUAUUUACUCUUCAUGUCUUUAUUGAUUUUCUUUUCUUCUCAGAGACGAUCAAACUCUGAUGGAUGGAGGGACGUUGUUGUUCUAUAAGUUGAUGUUUGGUUGUUAUUUCCUCUUUUGGAGGUGAAAGUCGUUCUUUUGUAGUUUCACCUGGGAAAUAUUAAUAAUAUUAACAUCUUCUAUUUCAUUAUAAAAACAUAGAAAUAAGCCUGUGUUGUAAUUGUUGUUAACUACUAGCUUGGAUGUGUUUCUAUGUUGUAUUUCUCUUUUCUUCCACUUCAUGGACUCCAACAGACGAGCCACCAGACCUUUUUCAUCUCUGAUAUCACGUCUGCAUUCUUCAUUAGGAAACCAAAGGUUCUGGUUUUCUCAAGAUAAAACUUUUUUCCAGCCAUGAGAACAAAGUAAAUGAUUCCAGAGACGUUAGUGACAGCAGCGACGCACCAAACGGUUGAGUGAAGCCUCUAGUUGGUGUGAGAGGGUUGGGGCCGGUAGUCGUCGCUGCAGCUGCAGGACCAGACUAGAUCUGCACAUCACAUGUUGCUGAUGUCCAAAUCUGUUGACCAUGUUUCAUGUUUAACAAUCUGGAUAUUUAGUAAGAAAUAAAACUUCUGAUGUUCUAAAAAAACAUUGAGAUCUUCUUUUUUGUUGUUUUGUAGAGAAGUCUUGCAGGAGAGUUAUGAGAUAUGAGGAGUUACGGAGAAUUACAAGAAUUCCUCUUAUUCCAAACACACAUUUCAACUCCGACCUCCGGCAGCACCGCUGUCAGGUCCAAACUGACCCUCAGAGACUUGGCUAAGUCUGCUGGAUAUUAACAAG